Molecule: messenger RNA, 1581 nt
Organism: Diplodia corticola
Lineage: Eukaryota; Fungi; Ascomycota; Dothideomycetes; Botryosphaeriales; Botryosphaeriaceae
Product: aldehyde dehydrogenase
Exons: 6
Coding region: 1-1581 (526 amino acids)
Biological process (GO): aldehyde metabolic process
Cellular component (GO): cytoplasm
Molecular function (GO): aldehyde dehydrogenase (NAD+) activity
Source: RefSeq, a predicted model, not a curated record
AUGUCGACGCUCCCGGAGCUCCAAUACACGCCCGUCGAGGCCAUUCCCUCGACCGUCAACCUCCUCCGCACCACCUUCAGCACCCAGAAGACCCGCGAUGUCGAGUACAGAUUGAAGCAGCUGCGCAAGCUGUAUUGGGGGCUGAAGGACAACGAGCAGCUUAUCCUUGAGGCCUGCAAGAGUGACCUGAACAAGUCCUCCUUCGAGACGUACCUGGCCGAGUACGGCUGGGUCCUGAACGACAUCGUUUUCGUCCAGAACAACCUGCCGAAAUGGGUCAAGGACGAGAAGGCGCCGGACAUCCCUCUCGCGAACAAGCUCCUUUCGCCGCACAUCAGAAAGGAGCCAUUGGGCACCGUCCUGGUCAUCGGCGCCUACAACUUCCCCAUCCAGCUUUCCCUCGGGCCCGUCAUUGGCGCCAUCGCCGCCGGCUGCACCGUCGUGCUCAAGCCCAGCGAGAAUGCUCCCGCCGCCGCUGCCGUCAUGGAGAAGGUGAUGCGCGAGUCGCUCGACUCCACCGCCUACACCACAGUCCAGGGAGGCGUUGCCGAGACGACGGCCCUGCUCGACCAAAAGUGGGAUAAGAUCUUCUACACGGGUGGCGUGGGCGUGGGCACCAUCAUCGCGAAGAAGGCGGCCGAGACGCUCACGCCCGUGACGCUGGAGCUGGGCGGCAAGAACCCGGCCAUUGUCACCAAGAAUGCCGAUCCCAGGCUGGCCGCGCGCCGGUUGCUUUGGGCGAAGCUCCACAAUGCCGGCCAGGUCUGCGUCAGCCAGAACUACAUCAUGGUCGACCAGGAGAUCCUGCCGGCGCUGCUUGCCGAGCUGCGGACGGCGUAUGACGAGUUCUUCCCGCAAGGCGCGCGCAAGAGCCCGGACUACAGCCAUAUCGUGAACGAGAGGCAAUUCAAGAGGCUGAGGAAGAUGCUCGACGAGAGCAGUGGCAAGAUCCUGAUGGGCGGCACUAUGGAUGAGUCUGACUUGUUCUUUGAGCCCACCGUUGUGCAGGUCGAGAGCCAGAACGACAUCUUGAUUUCCGAGGAGAGUUUCGGUCCUUUGAUUCCCGUUCUACCAGUCAAGGACCUCGAUGAGGCCAUUAAGAUUGCCAACGAGGUCCAUGACACCCCGCUGGGUGUUUAUCCUUUCGGUACUAAGAAGGAGACGGAGAGAGUCCUCAACGAGACCCGUUCCGGUGGUGCCUCAGUCAACGACGGUUUCUUCCACGCGUCGAUCCCCACCCUCGCGUUCGGCGGUGUCGGCACCAGCGGGCAGGGCGCCUACCGUGGCCGCGCCUCGUUCGACUCCUUCACUCAUCGCCGGUCCGUGACGACUACUCCCGGCUGGAUGGAGUCCCUCCUCGCCGUCCGCUACCCGCCGUACACGGCUGCGAAGCAGAAGCAGUACAAGCAGAUGAGCGAGCUCAAGCCCAACUUCGACCGCAACGGAAACGCGAAGACCAACUGGCUCCUCGCCCUCGCGGGCCUGGGCGCGAAAGGUAAGGGCGGAGGCCUCAUGAGGUGGCUGAUUGUGCUUCUUGUGGCCGUUGGUAUCAAGCAGUACCGUGAAAGGGCGCUCCUGUAA